This is a messenger RNA of Darwinula stevensoni, 594 nucleotides long. Lineage: Eukaryota; Metazoa; Arthropoda; Ostracoda; Podocopida; Darwinulidae. The record is from the annotation of a GenBank genome assembly.
AUGGAAAUCAGACGCGAUCCAGAUCUCCAUGAUUUUGCAACUCUGACUGCCAAUGAGGAACCCACCAUCGCCUUCGCAAGGGAAUGUCACCUCCUCCCUCAGGCCAGCCUUACACAACCUCCCCCAUGCAAGUACCCCGGCUGCCCAGGUCGUUGUUCCCAGGGUAUUCGGGAUGGUGUGGAAGCAUCCACUCCUGAAGUCUCCGAAACUCGCCAUUUUCUUGUGGAAAGGCGAGAUCGGUACACCCUGCUUCCCAUCAUCCUGAAGCACAUUCAACCAGGGACCAAGAUCCGAUCGGACGAGUGGGGGGCGUACCAGGAGCUGCACCGGUACGAAUUCACACACGAAAUAGUGAACCACUCCCAGGAAUUCGGGGACUCAGUUAACGGAUAUGUUGUGACUAAUCUAAACUUUAAUUCGAAGAGGUCAAGAGUGGAAGCGUUGGUCGUGGCUGUCACCCCCAUCGCACGGCCUAAAGAGUCAGACCUACAAGGCUACACCUUACCAUGCCAUCUUAUGAGAACUGUGAUGGUGGUGGUUGUCACCCCAGCGCGCGAGGCCUACUACACUACGUCACUUCAGGCCAUAGGCUAG